AUGGUUUUCGGUUUACUCGAAAUGUCUAGAAUUUUCAUCAACUUGAUGGCAUUUCAAAUGGAUAUGUUAUACAUAAAUUGCGUUUGUGUCUUAAAGGCUUGUUUCAAAGAAAUCAACGAUAAUCUGGAGACUCUGCCGGAGAUUGUGAUGAAUAAUCCUAGAUGGAUCUAUCAUGAGCAGAAACAUCCGUUGCUGAUAAAACUUAAGAUUCUGAAGAAACAGCAUCUGAAGAUAAGUGACACAGUGAAGAUGCUUAACAUGAUUUUCAGUCUGCAUCUUCUCGUUACCAUAGCAUUAUCCUUUAAGCAGAUAAUAUUCUACUUGUAUUUAAAUGUAAUACAAUGGCAAAAUGGGAUAUCCUUAAAUCGAGACAGGAUUUAUAAUGUGUUUUUCAUAUCAGUAUUAAUAUAUUUUUCCACAAAAUUAACAUUGAUAGUGUGGGCUUGCGAAACCGGCAAAAAUGAAGCGAUAAAAAUUAGCACUACCAUUCACGAUGUGCUUAAUAGCAUAAAAAAUGUGCAAAUCAAAGAUGAGUUAAAUUUGUUCUCCUUGCAAAUACUGCAUUGCAAUAAUACAUUCUCCGCGAAAGGUCUCACGGUAGAUGCAACGUUGCUCACUGUGAUCGUGAGUAGCGUUUCCAUGUAUCUGUUAAUCUUAAUACAAUUUUUGAUCUUGUCGCAUUCUUGCGACAAUAAGACAGAUGCAAUUAAUUAUACACAAGCAAUUUAA
This is a messenger RNA of Trachymyrmex septentrionalis, 729 nucleotides long. Its product is annotated as putative gustatory receptor 28b. The transcript is spliced from 3 exons. The record is from RefSeq and is a predicted model, not a curated record. The coding region runs from base 1 to 729 and encodes 242 amino acids. Lineage: Eukaryota; Metazoa; Arthropoda; Insecta; Hymenoptera; Formicidae. Gene Ontology annotation, biological process: sensory perception of taste. Gene Ontology annotation, cellular component: dendrite; membrane; axon.